CACACACACACACAGAGAGAGAGAGAGAGAGAGAGAGAGAGAGAGAGAGAGAGAGGAGGGGUGAAUCUCUCCCGCCCGCAAAAAGUGUUGAGGACGCGGAGGUGAUGCUCACAGCGGAGAGCGGAACACGUUUCUGAAGACGAGGAGACGAAGAGAAGAGGAGACGAGGAGACGAGAGACGAGGAGACGAAGAGGAGAGGAGAGGAGAGAAGUCUGCGUCUCCGCCGCUGUCCCGCGUCUGUCUCCGGACACCGCACAGCGCCUCCCGGCUCCAGAGAGCGAGUCGGAGAAGAGACCGUUUUCACGCAGGACGCGUCAAUGUGACCAUCCGCCGUGCGCCCCCGCUGAUGGAGCAGUGGUGACCGGGAGGGGGAGAGGAGACGAGCCGCACAGAGACACGGACAGACAGACGGAGAGACAGACAGACGGAGAGAGAGACAGACAGAGAGACAGACAGACAGAGAGAGAGACAGACAGAGAGACAGACAGACAGACAGACGGAGAGAGAAUGGGCUGUGUGUGCGCGGUGCAGCGGGGCGCCUCGCUGUAACGCCGGCGCGUCAUGGCCGGGGUUCACUCUUUUGAUGCCGCGUCUGGACAUUUCUCGGAGCCUGCCGCCCAGGGCGCGACCAACGCCACGGCGGGAAUAACCACCGGCGACGCGGCGGCGCUGCUCCCCACCACCGGCACCCGCGCGUACUUGGAGGUGUCGGCCGCGGCGCAGGGCUGCGGGGCCGAGGGAGUUUACAGCAACGGACGGUACCGGGAGCACGGCGGCGGUCCGCGGCUGCUCGGGAGCGGCAGCCGCGACAGUUCCGCCGAGAGGAUCCACGGAGCGGGGAACGCGCCCUGCGGCAUCAUGAAGGAUGUUUCCAAGCAGAGGCAGGUGAGGAAGAAAACGGUUUCCUUCAGCUCAAUGCCAAGUGACCGCAAGAUCAACAGCACAGCUGCUUGCAUGGCCUUCAUGAUGGAGGGCUGUGAGAUGAAGAAGGUGCGCUCCAAUUCACGUAUGUACAACCGAUACUUCCUGCUGGACCCAGACAUGCACUGGCUUCGCUGGGAGCCAUCCAAGAAGGAUUCAGAGAAGGCCAAACUGGAGAUCAAGAGCAUCAAGGAGGUUCGUUUGGGAAAGAAAACUCCUAUUCUGCGCAGCAAUGGUCUCUCAGAUCAGUUCCCUGAUGAAUGCGCCUUCUCAAUCAUCUAUGGGGACAACUAUGAGUCUUUAGACCUGGUAGCAAGUACAGCAGAUGUCGUCAGCUCCUGGGUGAUGGGCCUGAGGUAUCUAGUGUCUUAUGGCCGGCACACUGUGGACAUGAUGGAGCCCAGCCAACCGAGUCUACGAACAUCGUGGAUUGGCUCGGUGUUUGACCUAGCAGACAUGGAAAAGGAAGGACACAUAGAUAUGUUUAGGGCCACCCAGAUAAUCAAGGGGCUCAAUCCUGGAAUGAAAGAGUCCAGGAUAGAGCUGAAGUUCAAGGAACUCCAGAAAGCUAAAGACCAAUACGGAGAGGCAAUAAACAUGGACACCUUUGUGGAGGCUUACUGUGAGCUCUGCACACGGCCAGAGAUUUUCUUCCUACUGGUGCAGUUCUCCAGUAACAAGGAGUAUUUAGACAGUAAAGAUCUGAUGCUGUUCGUUGAGGUGGAGCAAGGUGUGGAAGGUGUAACGGAGGACAUGUGCAGGGAAAUUGUACAUAAAUUUGAGCCAUCCUCCGAAGGCAGGGAAAGGAGCUACCUCUCCAUUGAUGGCUUUACACACUACCUCCUCUCCUCCGAAUGCCACAUCUUUGACCCCCAGCACAAACGUGUGUGCCAGGAUAUGACCCAGCCUCUGUCCCACUACUACAUCAACUCCUCACAUAAUGCCUCCCUCCUAGAAGACCAUUUCUGGGGUUCGUCAGACAUCAGCAGCUACAUCCGAGCUCUGAGGAUGGGCUGUCGCAGCAUUGAGGUCAUUGUAUGGGAUGGCCCUGAUAAUGAACCAGUGGUGUACGUAGGUAGCUCUGUAGCCUCACAGCUAGCUUUCUCUAAGGUCCUGGACAUUAUAAACCAAUAUGCUUUUGAGAGCUCUGAGUAUCCCCUGAUUCUCUGCCUGGUGACCCACGGCUGCAUCCCCCAGCAGAGGGUCAUGGCACAGCACCUGAAAAAGAUCCUCGGCGAUAAGCUGUAUGUUGAACCCCCCAACAAGGAGGAAAACUACUUACCCUCCCCUGAGAAACUCAAAGGUAAAAUUCUCCUCAAGGGCAAGAGGCUACCGCCUAGCUGCACUGAUGCUGAGGGCGAUGUGACGGAUGAGGAGGAGGGUCUGGAAUUGUCCCGAAGACUAGGGUGUGAUGAGAAGGACCAGCUAAAUGGCAUGGUCUACAAGAGACUCAGACUGUGCAGGGAGCUCUCUGAUCUUGUGUCUCUCUGCAAGUCUGUCCAGUUUAAGGACUUUGAGAUCUGCAAACGGGACCAAAAAUACUGGGAGAUUUGCUCCUUUAAUGAGGUGGAUGCAAACAGGUUUGCCAAUGAGUUCCCAGAAGAGUUUGUCUGUUAUAACAAGCGCUUUCUCUCCAGGGUAUAUCCCACACCUAUGAGAAUUGAUGCCAGCAACAUGAACCCCCAGGAUUUCUGGAAGUGUGGCUGCCAGAUUGUGGCCAUGAACUACCAGACCCCAGGCUUGAUGAUGGAUCUUAACCUUGGUUGGUUUAGGCAGAAUGGCAACUGUGGGUAUGUGUUGCGACCAGCCAUCAUGAGAGAGGAGGUGUCCUAUUUCAGUGCCAAUGCCAGGGACUCCCUGCCUGGCGUGUCUGCCCAGCUUCUUCACAUCAAGCUCAUCAGUGGGCAGAAUCUGCCCAAGCCUCGUGGCUCUGCUGCUAAGGGUGAUGUGGUGGAGCCCUACAUAUAUGUGGAGAUCCAUGGCAUCCCAGCUGACUGUGCUGAGCAAAGAACCAAGACUGUGUCCCAGAAUGGUGACAACCCUAUUUUUGAUGAGAGUUUUGAAUUCCAGAUAAACUUACCAGAACUCGCAGUACUGCGCUUUGUGGUGCUGGAUGACGACUACAUUGGAGACGAGUUCAUCGGCCAGUACACCAUCCCAUUUGAGUGCCUACAGCCAGGCUACAGACAUGUCCCUCUACAGUCUCUUACAGGAGAGUUCCUACCUAACACCACCCUGUUUGUCCAUGUAGCCAUCACCAACAGGCGAGGUGGAGGAAAGGCACACAAGAGGGGUCUGUCUGUCAGGAAGGGUAGGAAGGCCCGGGAGUACACCACCACCAAGACAACAGGGAUCAAAGUAGUCGACGAGCUCUUCAGAGCAUCCACCCAGCCUCUCAGGGAGGCCACAGACCUCAGAGAGAAUGUGCAGAAUGCCAUGGUGUCCUUCAAGGAGCUGUGUGGCUUGAACCCCGCGGCCAACAUGAAGCAGUGUAUCCUCACCGUGUCCUCCUGGCUGAUGAACAGUGAGCGGUCGCUGAGGGUGACGGUGGACCUGAGCGAGACCUACCCCACCAUGGAGGCUCAGGGUCCCGUGCCUGAGCUGCUGCGCAAAGUGCUCAACGCCUACGACAUGAUGAUCCAGACCAGCAGAACACUGAUCGAGUCGGCUGACGUGGUCCACUCCAAGCUCACACAAGCACAACGGGCAGGUCUGGACUUCCACGAGGACCUGCAUCGCAUCGGCGCAAAGGAGGGUCUGAAAGGCCGCAAGCUUCAGAAGGCCAUGGAGAGCUACGCGUGGAACAUCACCGUGCUCAAGGGCCAGGCAGACCUGCUGAAGCAUGCCAAGAGCGAGGCACUGGACACGCUGCGUCAGAUCCACUGUGCAGCUCAGUCCUGUGGCCUCAGUAAAAACGGAGCCGCUUCCCCACAGCUCCAGCAUCAUCCUCACCACCAGCCUCUGCAGGUCCAGAUGCAGCAACAGCAGCAGCCUCAGGCGAAGCCCCAUCCACAGCCUCCUGCACCACCAAUGCACCAGUCCCAAACUCAGCCCCAGUCCCAGAUCACACCUCAGGCUUACUUCCAUCCCCAACAACCGCCGGCCUAUCCUCAACCCCCGCCCCUCACUCAGCUUCAACUUCAGUUCCAGGGCCAGCAGCAGAGGGCGGCGGGACCCCUUGAAGUCGUCCCCGAGAAAGAGACGGUCAGCGACGGACCCGCGAGAUCCUGCUGACCCGCAGCCUGUGCCCACGGAGAAAACUCCCCAAAGAGAGACAGAGAGGGCGACGUAGAGACGGAGAAGCAGGAGGCCAGUCAUGAAAGCGAGAUGAAGGAAAUAAUGGACAGAGUGAAAGAGUUGAUGACGGUGAGGAAGACUCGCCGCGUUAGAAGUGAGACACAAGUCUGAGACGAGGGGGGGAACAAGAGACCUUGUUUUCUCUUCCACCUGAGCCUUGGUUUUGGUCUCCUCUGCCUUCUCUCUUGUGAAACGUAAAAGGGUCAAAGACAGUCAGAAAUUUCAGGCGUGCAUUUCUACAUUGGAAUACGUUUAGUAAUUGGAUCGGUACGGUUGGAUAAUCCUGUCUCUCUCUGGGCAGUGCUAGUUACAUGCCCCUCCACUGUGUAUUCUAGCUCUGUGGGUACAGGCUUUACCUCACGUUGGCGUUUUUAAUGCCACAAAUUGGCCUUUUUCCUUUUCUAGAGACUCCUCAGAUUUAGCUUUUUGUUUUUUCCUUCACGCUCAAGCUCUUCCUCCUUCCGUCUUAGACGUAAAGCUGCGAGCGAUCCCUCCCUCCUGUCAAUGAAGAGAUUGCCAUUUUCAUUUUAAGUCGAGCAGCUUUGUCUACGCUGAGCCCUGUAGGAGUCCCAGAUGACCAUUUCAGCACAUUCAGCAACCAGGGAGCUGUAGAGCUAAAAACUGAAAAACGACCUGCUGCUGUAGAUGUGUGCCAUCACACCGAUGCUCCGCUUCUGCCCUUCGCUGGUGUAAAUCCUUACACAUCUCCAAUGUCAUUCCUUAGGAUUUAAGCUCUUCAGCAUUCAUGGACUCUCCCCCCACAGGGUCUCCCUGUCUCCUCCCCCAGGGGCUGUGUGUGUGACGUCAUGUGAGUUGGUGUUUUGGUCCCCAAUGUGGAGCUAGUCCACAUCCUCGAGCCAAUCGCAACUGAGCAUCUGACCCCUCUGGAAAGGGGUCAGAGGUGAACAGCAGCAUGGCACUGCUGUCAAUGAAAACACAGAGUAAAGUAAAUGUAGAUGUAAACUGUAUGUAAAAUGUACGAAGGGAAAAAUGUAUUGCUAUAACAACUCUUGCAGACACAGCCAUCAAUAAUUGAUAUUAUAAUAAUUGUCGUUAGUUCUAUUGAUAUUCUGAUUCUUUUGUAACAUUACUUCCACAAACACAGUGAUUUGACACAUGAUGCCGUCGUGUGGUGCAGAUGAGGACAAACCAUCGCAACGACAGGGUCAAACAAACAAUCAGACAUGUGUUUCACUGCAUAAGUGAGUGUGGAUUCUGUAAGAGUUCCUUAAAGUGGCCCAUUAAAACUGGCUUCAUUGUU
Molecule: messenger RNA, 5480 nt
Organism: Scophthalmus maximus (turbot)
Lineage: Eukaryota; Metazoa; Chordata; Actinopteri; Pleuronectiformes; Scophthalmidae
Gene: plcl5
Product: phospholipase C like 5
Exons: 6
Coding region: 563-4156 (1197 amino acids)
Biological process (GO): intracellular signal transduction; lipid metabolic process
Molecular function (GO): phosphatidylinositol-4,5-bisphosphate phospholipase C activity
Source: RefSeq, a predicted model, not a curated record